AUGUACAAAUCACCCGCUGGCCAUGGAUCUCUCUUAAUCGCACUCAAUUCUACCAAUAAAUCUCUCAUUGUCAUCGGUCACAACUCAUUGGCUGCGUCGAGAUCUUUCGCUGGAUUAGACGCUGGAUGUAACGUCGUUGUGAUUGGCUGUGGAUUAGAUUCUGCCUGCGAUGAGAUCAAAUUUCGUGUUUCUGCUGAUCAAAUUGAGUAUUUAACAGCCACAAGCCAUUCUCAGCUUGAGGCGGCCUUUAGAAGCUGCUGUACACGCACAUCCACCACUAUAGCCACUAUAACGGACUGUGGCAUCAACGAUAGCCACGACAAUUCACCUUCAAUCCACUCACUCGUCCAGUUAUCACACUCACUCAACAUCCCAAUCAACGUAACCGAUCAUCCUCUUCUCUGUGACUUCUCUUUUCCUACUUCGCACAGAUUCAGCCUCCCUGAUGGCUCUCCUUCUCCGCUCCAGCUCGCCGUUACAACAAACUCCAAGGGCUGCAGACUCGCUUCUCGUAUUAAGCGCGAGACUAUUGCUCUCCUCCCUAAAAAUAUUGGCUCAGCUGUACACAACAUUGGUCUCCUCCGUUCCCGUGCCAAGCGAUACCUCUCCCGGAUGAAACUCGAGCGAACAACGUCGCAAUCCAGUCUGAGUGAAGAAUUGGCUGAUUUCGACAAUCUCAACGCAGCCGUGCCUCAGUUGAGUCGGGAUAAUACCACUGAACAUGCCUCCGAUAAAGCUCUGCGGAGAAUGCGCUGGGUCGCACAGAUUUCUGAGUACUGGCCACUUGAACAUCUCGCCAAGAUGGAUGAGGCUGAUAUAGACAGUUUACUUGACGCUUACGGGGAGCCUCACCAGCCGCGCACUCCCAAGACGGAAUUUGUCCCUCAGUGGCCCCUUCCACCUCCACACGAUAGACACGCGCUAUCACUAGCACCCCCUCAAUCACCCAAACCGCGCAAAGGCCACAUUGUACUCGUAGGCGCAGGUCUUGGCUCGCCAGAGCUUCUCACAAUAGCUGCCUACCGCGCACUCAAGACAGCCGACCUAGUUCUCUCCGACAAGCUUGUCCCCGCAGCUGUGCUCAAGGUAGUUCCGCAGUCGACAGAGGUGCGCAUCGCACGCAAAUUUCCAGGUAAUGCUGAGGGAGCCCAGGCGGAGCUCAUGCAGUGGGCCGUUGACGGAGCUCGAUCUGGCCAAGUCGUAGUGCGGUUAAAGCAGGGCGACCCAUUCGUCUACGGGCGAGGAGGAGAGGAAGUGAUUCAUUUCCGUCGCGAAGGCUACGAGGCAGUGGUAGUACCCGGCCUUUCGUCCGCCAUGGCGGCGCCGCUUAUGGGUGGCAUACCGGUGACACAGCGCGGGGCUUCUGACUCGUUUCUGCUGUGCACGGGCGUCGGAAGAGGAGGUCGGGUGCUGAGUGUGCCGGAAUACGCGCGCGCUCGCACACUGACUAUCCUCAUGGGCGUAGCGAGAUUGCGGGAGCUGGUCGAAAGCCUCGCUCAGCUCAGUUACCCGCCUUUCGUACCCGUAGCUGUAAUCGAGCAGGCUUCGUCACCGUCGCAGCGCGUCGUGAUGAGCACACUGGACGGGAUAGUUAAGGCUUAUGAAGGCGCUGGCGAUCAACGCCCUCCUGGGAUGAUUGUCGUCGGGUGGUCCAUCCUUUCUCUGCAUGGCGAGCACGGCGACUUGAGUGUACUCGAUGAGGACGCGGAAAAACACGACCAAGAGCGCGUACAUAGGUGGCUGAAUGGAAAAUUGUCUAUCAUCACAGAAGGCCCAGGUAGAGCAUGGGAUGAGUGGCUUAAAGAGGUUGAACGGCCCGUUGUGUUGUGA
Messenger RNA from Wallemia ichthyophaga EXF-994, 1830 nucleotides. RefSeq names its product putative uroporphyrinogen-III C-methyltransferase. The transcript is spliced from 2 exons. Gene Ontology annotation, biological process: sulfate assimilation; siroheme biosynthetic process. The record is from RefSeq and is a predicted model, not a curated record. Gene Ontology annotation, molecular function: uroporphyrin-III C-methyltransferase activity. Lineage: Eukaryota; Fungi; Basidiomycota; Wallemiomycetes; Wallemiales; Wallemiaceae. Bases 1 to 1830 code for a protein of 609 amino acids.